GUAUUCUAAAAUCACACCUAUUUGAAAUAAAAAUGAAGCCACACAUUUCAAAGGACGCAUCCGAGACUCAAUCUCCACAUUCACGACGAAAUGUGAAAAAUUUUAACCUUAUUAUUUAUUAAAUAUAACACAACUCGCUCAAUUCAUGUAUGAUUUCAAAUAAAUAAAUUUACGCUUUUGUAUUCAAAAUGCUAACAUUUCUUGAAUGCUUUCAAUAUGACAUAUUUUUUUUCGCUACACCGAUUUUAUUGUACACUAACUAAAUUUCAAUUUUGAUUUGUACUCCUCCUGGGAUAUCAAUAUCAAUUCAGUCCAAGUCCAGCACUGCCAUACUUGCGGCAGUGUUUUCCUUUUAUGAAAUCUGCGAUGGAGUGCUUUUUUGCAGAAAAAGCUGAAAUGAAUUAGUCAGGCUUGUUUCUUUAUCGGAGAUGUUGUUGUCUGUCAAAGUGUCGAAUGUUUGAUGGUAAUGGAGUAAAUAACAGUUGAAAAGAAAGUUAAUUAAAGUUGGUAUGACAAUAUGAGAAUGUCUGUGACAUUAUUAUCACGCUCCGUUCUGUUUUGCUUACUCUUAAGAGAGAGUUUCGUUUACUCUGCUGUAUUAAUUCGCCAACCAGUUGGGAACAUCUCCAUACAAUAUUGUCAAAUUUUGAAAAAGGUCAUUCCUCUAAAUGCUUAUUACGAUGAUGUGCGAAACUCCAACUCUCUCGAGUUGCAGCUCCUUGAUCAAAACCGAAAACCCGUACCAUUAAACGCCAAGUAUGUCCAGCUUAAUGCAGCAGAUCGAACUUUGUAUAUCGUACCAGUUUACGUAGCCUCAUCAGCAUCAGAUACAACCAGUACCGGAGAGAAAAUCUUGCUAAAUUAUAUACUUCGUGCGAUUAACCCAUCGCAAGUUUACGAGGACGAUUACUUCUCUGUCGAAAUUUCCGGUAACGUUCUCAGCCGCAAGUACGGUGUCAUUUUUAAAACAGAAUUACUUAAACCAAAUUUAAGCGACAUGGAGAAUCUUUACCAUUUUAUAAAUACCUUGUAUCUAUUUCUUUAUCCACCUGCUGGAGGGUCUGCACAAAAUCAAAAUCAAAUUCAAAUAUACUGGUACACGAAAUUUGAUGGUACUGGAGGUUCUCAAACAACGAUGGAAUUAAGUUACCAAAAUUGUACCGCGGGAGACGUGUGUGAUUUGCUUGCUAUGCGAAACACAAAAUCAUUAUAUGGUCUUUUUAACGUUACCUAUGCUGUGCCAGCCCGUCUGGACGCGCUAAUGAAGACCUAUUCGUUUAACUUACAGAGCAUUGAUGUAAGGUUAAUUGAUCCCUGCAAGGAAACCUUCCAGCCACAAAUAAACUAUGAUUUGCUAAGAGAAGAUAACCCGUCUUAUGAACCAGUUCUCUUGCAAUUGAUAUUUGGUGGCGUGGAUAUCGGGCAAUACCCUGGUAUGUUUGAAUAUGCAUUUCCAAAUAAUACAUUUUACAUGCCUGAAACAGUCGAUGAAAUACGAAUUGAACUGUAUGUUGAGUACGAAAAUAAGCUGAAGCUACCAAUUUCCAAAACACAUUGGGCUUACAUCACAAGAGAAGGCUCGGUCACAUUUCAAUACACCCUCUACGUUGUUAUGAUCGAUGCUGCCUACCAAUCAAAUACAAACAAGGUCCUCUACCAAGCGAUGGGUUUGACACCUGUUAACAGCGGAAACAACUUCGACACUAUAUUAAAUAUAAAACAGGCUCCUCUUUCCUAUUACGUGGUCACAUUCACCUUUACAAAUUUUGUUCUACAAAGUUCAAGCAUCAAGGUGUUGAAUAUGAGAUUUUUCUUAAACAGUUUAAUCACAGUGCUCGGUGAAUCAUACAGAUCAUGGAUUUUUUUAAAGUCGUUUUCAUUCUCAUCAACGGGAAGUACAAGUGGAGUCGCUGUAUGGGGAUUGAAAGUCAAUCCGAAAUGCAAUUUCUCUCUUAUUGUUGCCACGCAACGGAUUAUGUUUGUUUCAGAAAACGCAAAAACGAUAAGUUCUACAUUCCAAAACAACUUGAAAUUUGCUUUCACCUUAAAUCAAAUACAAGAAACAUUUUCAGGACCGUGCGCCUUGGAGCCUCCCACUAAAGUUAAUGCAAUACCUCCGUUAAAUAUCGAAUUUUGUGGAAUAUACACGUAUAUAAUCCCUGCGAACACUUUCUAUGAUAACCAGGAAGGAGGCACUAGAAACCUAACAUUGAAGUUACUUAACAGUGACAAUUCCCCUGUGGGAACCUCUUCAUGGAUACAAUUUAACACUAAAGAUCAAACAAUAACAGCUAUUCUUCCUACAGAAGCUCAAUCAAGCAUAACACCCUCGAACAUUUUUAAACUUGUUGCAACAGACAGCACUAACCAAGCCACGACAUGUGACGUCAUUGUAAAUAUUAUUGGCACACCCAAGGCUAUAACAUAUCGUGUCACUGUUCGAGGAAUCUACUCGUCUAAUCAACAAACGAAUCCAGCUCAGGUGAUUUCAACAAAAGUUACUAAUUGGUUUAAGGAUAGUGACAAGUUUCAGUUGAUUUCUCAAGGUGUGACGUCAAACAACGAACAGUAUGCAUCGUUUACGAAUUGCUCAUGGCGCACUAACCCUUGUGACGCAUUAAAAGUAGACGCGUACAAGAAAAGUAUUUUCCCAGAUGGCAAUACGGCAUCUAAUGCAUUUGUCAGCAUAUUUAGUCCUGAAUUCCAGAAUGUCGUUGUAACGCAGACUCUGUCCGGUUCAUGUGCGAAUAACAAACCACCCGAAAUAGUCGCUGGAUGGGGACCACUAUCUCUCAGCUCGUGUAGCCUAUUUAAACAGCAGGUACCAGAGAAUACGUUCUACGAUACCGAACAAGGAAACACAAGAAAUUUACAAUGUUCGUUAACUGGAUCGAAUGCUGCAACAACAACGCCAUCAUGGGUGAGGUUCGAUACGCAGAGACAAGAAUUAACAAUGUUAGCAUAUUCCAAUCUUACCAUUGCAUCCACCGUAUAUUUGUUUUCCUUGACAGCACAAGAUAUCGAGGGAAAGGCUACUUCUCAAAGCUUGGUCACCAACCUUGCAACCUAUUCUGAAGAACCGUCACAUACCGUUGAAAUGACGUUAAGAGUAACGUCCAAUUCAUUAAAUAAUUUCAUCGACAUCUAUGAAAAUCUUAGGGAAAAAAUUAAAUUCUAUUUUGGUGAUACUGGAAAUACUGUGGAGUACAUUUUUCUGACUCAGUACCCUUCAACGACUUAUACAGUUCAUUGGACAAAUUGUACUGUGUCGCGAUCAAUAUGCGAGCAGGCGAAACUAGACUUUAUUGAAAACAGAGUGUUAAGCAAUGGUCAAGCCAGUCCUUCUUUUAUCAAUGCGUUAACUAACGAUUUCGCUUUAGUUAAAGCAACCUUUGUUACAAGUGGAGUUUGUAAGAAAGCCAAAGAAGAUCCAAAAGUUUUAAAUGAGAUCCCAAGACAAUAUAUUAGCUACUGCGGUUACUUGAGAUACCGCAUACCUGAGAAUACAUUUUUAGAUGGUAUCGACGGCGGUACGCGUAGUCUGGCGUUAACUCUAACCAACCAAGAUGGAUCUGUUAUACCUAACGACAACUGGCUUGUUUUUGAUGAGAUUCAACAAACAGUUUCCGCCAUAUUACAAUCUAGCAAACCGCUGACUCAGCAAACUUAUGUGUUUAAUUUAACUGCAAGAACUAAAAGAGGGCGGAGUGUUUCUACUCUCAUGACGGUUAAUAUAACUGGCAAGCCAUCAGAAGAAAAAACCUACUUCAGGUUUGUCGUGCAAACUAAAGCGCUUACUACAACUAAAGCCAGUGAAUUGUAUAUAGCACUUUUUGACAAGAUCUUCAUUGUAUACGCGUCGCCUGUAAACGACAUUACUCUGAACUCUGGAAAUUACGCUGCAGGUUAUGUAAUAGCAGAAGUCAUGAAUUGUGAUAUUGAAUGUUCAAAGCAAACAAUACAAACACUGGAAUCUAUACUUAGUCUGUACGAUACGACAAAGUUUCAACCUGAGUUUGAAACACCAACCGUGUCAGUUCGUGUUGGACGAUCAUGCUUAGCAAAGCCUCCUGUGUUGAUACAGCCUCCAAAUCCGUUUACGGUUAACAGAUGCGCUCAGUUCAGCGUUGGUAUAUCAAAUGAGAUAUUUACAGAUAACAAUGGUGCCGAAAACUUAAAUUACGUCAUCACUGAAGUAAAUGGCAACACAGUUCAUGAUUGGAUAUCAACAGAUGGUAUGAAGAUUGUCGGCAUCAUCACAAACGAAGUGUUAAAAGCCAGAACAGAAAAUAGCAAAUACAACUUGACCCUUCGAGCGAUCAAUCAGUACAACUUAUGGGCGGAAACAUGGGUGAUGAUGACCGUAAGCGGAGAACUGCCUCAGUUAUUUUACAAAUACGAUAUGACGAUUGAGGACAAACUCACUUUAACCUCCACAUUGAAUACUGACUUAGCAAGGCAAAUUGCAAUUACGAAACAACUAAAUGGCUUUUUUCAAAACAAAGUUAUCAACAUUGUGUCCUACAGCAAACAAACAGGAAAUAACUUUGCAAUACAGUGGAGCGUGUGCCCAUUACCAAACAGAUGUACAACAACUGGUGCCAGCAGUUAUUCAAGUCAGAUAUUUGCGAGUAAUCAACCUAGUCAGACGUUUAAGAAUGCCUUCGGACCAAAUUUUGCGUUGAACACAAUCACAGAAAAUAAUUUUCCCGACUGCGAUACCAUCAAUCCACCCAGAGAGACAAGGAACCCUUUGACAAUAAAUACUGUUUACUGUGGAGGGCUUGAUUAUGUAAUCCCGGCUGACUUAUUUACAGACCAAGAAGAUGGUGGAACAAGACAACUGACAUUAUUUUUCGAAGUUACAAGAGGACAAGAUGUAUCAUCAAGCUAUUCAUGGCUGUCAUACGACCAAGCAUCUCAACGCCUACAAGGGAUGCCUACUUACGCUGAAGCAAAAGAACUUAACGUCGCCAACACGAAAUUUUUACUCACAGCUAGAGAUUCGUCAGGUCAGGAAACAACCAUAUCAGCUUAUAUCAAGUUUACUUUACCUCAAGAACCAAAGUAUUCCUUUGUGUUCAUCAUGUCGUCAUUCCAGACAAGUGACGUCGCGUUACGUUUUGCGUACAUGAACAAGGUGGCUUCGUUUCUUGGAGACUCUGGUAGAGUCAACGUUGGAUUCACAUCAAUAAAAUCAACACAGAUCGACUAUUUUAACUGUUCAAUUCCUUACUCACCUUGCGAUCUAUAUCAACUCAAAACAAUUAAGAGCUUGUAUUCAGAUGAAAGUGGUAUACCUCGGACGCAGUUAAGAAGUGCAAUGCAACCGGAGUUUAAUGUUGCAAGUGUAACCGGAAACAAGCUGUCACCGUGCGGUGGACCAAAUCGACCCAAUGUUAAUGCCACUCCUCCAGUGGUCGUUAUUACAAUGUGCGGAUAUCACGCAUACCAAAUUCCUGUUUAUACGUUUUAUGAUCUCGAAGAUGGAAACACAAGAAACCUGGCUUUAUCAGUUUCCGUAAAAAGCAGUGCUACAUUUAGUAUGUCAAACUAUGUACAGUAUGUUUCGUCUACACAGACUGUAAAUAUAGUUCCGAAAGCUCAGCUGCUUGCAACUUACGGUAGAGAUUACCUGUUCUCUCUAAAGGCGACAGAUACGUCUGGUUUGUCUGUUAACACUGAUCUGAUGUUUAAAAUUCAAGGACCGUACAGCCUUUUAACGGAAUGUCAAAUACAAGUUACAUUACAGCAACUUACGACGUCGCAAACUAGCCGUACAAGUGUCGAGGCAAUGACGUUUGUUAUACAACGUCUAAUGAGUUACUUCCAAAUCCAACAAAAUGAGAUUGGCGUAGUUGAUUUUUAUACCAAAAGUUCAAAUCAGUUCUUUUUUUCGUGGAGUUACUGCUCGUCCAUGUAUCAACAAGAAUCCUACCAAUCAAACUCAGCCACGUUAAGCGUCGACUACGUUGGCCUUCAAACGAAAAUUCUGCAAAAACUUUACCACCAAGAUCGUAAAACAAUCCACGCCAACUUCAUGUCUGCUUUUCAAUCCGAUUACUCUGUGAUAAGCGUCGUCCCUGUUUUCACAGCUAGAUGUAAAAAUCUCCCACCAGUUGUGGACCCGGGUACUGAAAUCUCCAUCACAAUCGGCUUCGGCGGCUAUGCGUUUCAUUUUUAUCAAAACAGUUAUUUUUAUGAUUUCGAGGAUGGUUGGGCAUAUGACCUUUAUCUCACCAUGCUAAGCUCUACCCAUCAAACUCUUUUGAUUGACAGCUGGAUUAAUGUAGAUGUAACGUCGCGCAAUAUUUAUGCUGUUGUCAUGGAUACAGUCCGGUUCUCUUCUACCUCAAAUUAUAUCUUUUAUUUACAAGCCACUGACACACAAGGAUUGUAUGCAAGAAUAAAAGUUACGGUAACGAAAGAUGGCACAUUUUAUGGCUUCGCACCGUUUAGUAUAACAUAUCUUUUGCAGUACAAUGGACAGGCUGGCUUAGUAUAUGCCAAUCAGAGCAGCCACAUUAUAAACACAAUAACAAGAUAUUUCACUUCCAUAAGCCAAUCAAAAUUCGUUCUUGUUCGAUGGUACUACAAAACGAUUGGUUAUGGUCAUUAUCGCGAGAUCACGUGGACAGUUGCUGAUCAUACAUGUCAAUCAACUGUCUUGUCAACAAUCCGAAGAAUAUACAACCAAAAUGGAGGCCUGGACUCUACCUUGGUUCAAUCCUUAUCCGGCAUGUUUACAUUGCGACGACUUUAUUAUCAAACGUCAUGUGAUCCACAACCUCCGACGCCACCGUCACCACCAACUGUGCUGCCGACUUUCAAUAUCACAUACUGUUCUGUGUUUACGUAUCAGCUAAGCGUGUCGUUAUUUUAUGACGACUUGGAUGGAGAAGCAGACAAACUAAAGUUGGAACUGCUAGAUUCUAGUGGGAACGCUGUGUCUCGAUCAUCUUGGUUCCAAUUGAACACAGUGACAAUGCAACUUUAUGCUGUAGCUAUAAAAUCCGCAAUGCAAGUCCAGUCUAGUUAUUCAUAUAAAAUCCAGGCUACAAACAGCGGCAAGGAAUCUAAUACAAUCGAUCUCACGGCUGUGAUUAGAGAUGAACCGUUUACAAGCGACUGCAAAAUAACGAUGCAGUUCGCUUAUAAGUAUGAAACUUCAACCUUAGUCGAUCUGGACAUAAUCAGAAGAUUUAUUUCCAUGUUAACAGAAUACUAUCAAGACAAAACAACAAUGGUGAAAGUUCUAUCGUUUACGGGACUUGGUAACGGUUCGUAUCGUAUCGUAUGGAGUAACUGCUCGUUUAAAUUCGAAACCAAACAACAAGCGUCCUAUGGGUUGACAGAAGCAGAUCGAAGCGCAUUAACUUAUAUAUUCUCUCAAAUGGUGUCAAGCAGUAAUCAAAUUGUAUCAAAAUUCCAAACAUUCAUGAGCUCGUAUUUCCAAAUCACGUCAAUCCAGCCUAGUUACGACUGCAUCGAAGAGCCACCCAUACCAUUAAAAAAGUCGCUAAAGGUGUAUGGUCGAUUUUGCGAGCUCUUUAUCGACAACAUUUCGCCAAAUUUAUUUGAAGACAAACAAGACGGUAACACUCGAAACCUUAAGCUUACCCUCACCGAUUUAAAUGGUCGCGCACUUUCAAUAAACAACUGGGUGCAAAUAGACUCGAAACAAAAUGUGUAUGGCGUCGUAACAGAGACCGUAAAAAGCAACGCUGUUUCGUCAGAAUAUAACUACUUGAUAGUAGCUACCGAUUCUUCGGGACGUUCGGCAAACGUAACAUACACCAUCGUAGUUGCUUCGGCACGGCGACAUUACGACGUAUACUACCAAACAGGAUUUACAAGUCGUUUCGGUUACUUGGACAGUACUGCGCUUAUGCUGUAUACUAUUGUCGAUAAAUUAUCAAAAUACAUUGAUCCCACUGAUAAGCUAGGAAAGAUCUAUGUUAAAGAAUACCAUUAUCCUUCUACACUUCUAUGGACACACUGCAGUUUGCAACCUUGCAGAAAAACAGACGUAACAAACCUUAGGAAAAAGCUGACCACGGAUGCUGGUGUUAUUACUACAGACUUUGUGCAAGCUAUGGAGCCUCAGGUCACACCUGUUACGACACGCGUCACUAUAGAAAAGACGUGUGGAGACAGCAACACCACGGUCAUCCCGAAUCCGCCACCACCUAACGAGACCAUACCGAAUUGUGGCUACUUCACCUAUCAAAUUCCGAAUAACUUAUUUACUGAUAUAUUUGGCAGAGGAACCUACUACUUUCUCUUGAAAUUCUUCUACACAACAGGACAGUCUAUCCCAACUUCAUCAUGGAUCAGAUUUAACCAAACCUUCCAGUAUGUUUACGCCAUCCCUAUCCUAUCACAAUUAAGCCAGUCUUCGUAUUUUACCUUACAAGCUGUCCACCCAGGCUCUGGAAACACAGUGAGCGUUCAAACAACCUUCACUAUAAGAGAUUUCAAUGAGAUCUCUAAAGUCUCAUCGAAGCUGUGCUACAUCACCUUUCAUCUUACAGUGAAAUAUAAUCCAGGUUUGGAUGAUGUAUCUACACUUAGGUUGUUCAUGCAGAUGCUGGCAGGAUACUUGAAUGCUAACUACAACACCAUACAGAUCUUCAGCUACAGCAGAGGAGGAGGCUAUCCAUAUAACAUGGUUAUCACAUGGACUAAUUGUACUCUCACCGCUUUAUUUCAAAGAGAGAAUUUUGCUCGAACUUAUUAUUCGCAGUUCUCUCAAAUCAUCAACAGUAUGAUGAUAUUCUCAAAUGGUCAGUACAGCAUGAGACAACAGAUUACUAAUUACUUUAAUGACAAUUCCCUCUUUGAAGUUACUCAAAUCGUCAUCAACAAGAAUUGUUCAGAACCAAAAAACCCACCACCGGUACCGAAUCCCCAAAAAUUAGUGUUCACUGCUAGUUGCGGUAUAAAUACCUUCCCUAUACCAAGUGAUACGUUUGUUCCGAGUGCAAGUCAGCUUUCACUAACUCUGUUAACCAUGGAAAACCAACCUUUACCAAAGAAUACAUGGGUAAUACUGGAUACGUUCACUAGAGAAAUAAAAUGUUUAUUUAAUAACGCCACCAUUUUUGCAGCAAGCGAGUACAAGUUUAAACUAAUUGCAGAAGAUUCUGCUCAACAGAGGGGGGAGACGACGGUUACUAUUAUAAUGCCAGAGCCUUUUGUACCUGUAGUAAUGGAAGUACUGCUAGCUGCCUCCUACACUGUCGAUUACCCAUACGAUCUGAUACCACAGCUUCAAAUUGUGACAGCCAUGAAUGAAUACCUAACAACAACGCAACGCGUUAGCAACGUCAGUUUCUACGUGACCGAAUACAUCCCGCUGAAUGCAUUGUUUACCAAUUUGAAAAUCACAAACUGUUUGGCAUGCCGACAGAAGUUAGAACUAGUCGUUGGAGAAUUAACCUUGGCGCAUAAUUUCAACGUUUUAAAAGAAAUGCUCGCACCAGAGAUAACAGCGUAUCCACCGUUAAUCAACGCGAUAAACCCGUGUAGUGUUGUACACGGUCCACUUAAAUUGAUCAAAGAGAACCUGACGUAUUGUGACCAUUGGGUGAUUGACUUGAGAGAACGAGAAACUAAUCUUAUUUUGCAAUACACAGUGCAGCUAAACGACGUCAAUGAUAACCCGUUGCCAUCGGAUUCAUGGAUAUGGCUUUACAACUAUACGAUUGAAGGAUACCCUCCAGAAAGUUUUUGGUCUAGCUCGCAAACGUCGUGGAAUUUUGUUUACACAAUAAAGAAUGGGACGCAAAUAAUCAGCAGACCUACUAACAUGACAAUUGUUUUAAUACCAGGUAAAAAGCCAGACAACUUGAUCGAGUUCAAAAUGCGACUUUCUCAACCUGGUCCACGACAGGAAAGAAUGGACAAUUUCUACAUAAGUAAAGUGAUGAACGCUUUAAAAGAUCUUGUUGGCACAGGAGUUGGUUUACAUUUCGUAUCUUUCCAAAUACUCCAAGAUAACCCAUUUACGUUCGAAGUACGCUGGCAGAAUUGCUCUUUACCAACAAGUUGUGGCACAACUGAAAUUGACGAAGUGAAUAAAAUCUUGUACGGUACUGAUAGUGUAGCAGGGUAUCCUAUCCAAAAAUACUUUCCGGGUUAUACUAUCAAAGAACUGGAUAACAAAUGCGAAAACACACCACCCAAAACGAAGUCCUCCCUAAAUUUAACCAUUCCGGUCUGCGGUUUAUACAAGUACAAAUUAGAAAAAGACAUUGCAACAGAUGACGGCAAAAACAUAGAUGCGCUGACAAUAACUCUACUUCAAUCAGACGGUACUGCUUUACCAAGAGAUUCAUGGAUUAGGUACAAUGCAUCAGGGCAGGAAUUGUAUGGCUUUCCCACAGAGGCUAUCCUAGCCGGAAGUAGACAAUACGCCUUCCGCCUCUCUUUCCAAGACACCGAGGGCGGUACAGCUACAAUGCCUGUGUACGUUACUGUGAACGAUAGCAAGGAGGUUUACUACGAAAUGAGUAUAAGCUUCUUAAGUCAAAUGCCAGCAUCGACAGCUUACCUUGAUAUGCAAAUCAAAAUGUUAGAACUCAUUUCUACGUUCACAAAAGGAGGAAUUGCUCUUGAGGAAUACCGCGUAUCAGUCUUUUCAGUUACCGACAACGGUCUGGACAAUGUUUACUACAUGAAAUAUGGAGACUGCUCAAUCCGAAAGAAAAUAUGCAAGAAAGAGGAAGAAGCCAUCGAAGAAAUUGAAUCAAAAUUAAAGACAAGUUCGGAUCAACUGACUGCUAGUUUUUCAAGAUACAUCCAGAGAUAUUUCACCGGGCGUAGCAUGUCACGUGUUACGUCCACUGUUCAAGUUGACCAACCACCUAUCGUUUUAGACAACAUCAAUAUUAUUGUUUUGUCUUGUUGCCAGGUGACUUGUGUAAGCAUUAAAAAUAAUUUUUACGAUGCUGAACAAACCAAUUUGAUAUAUAAAUUAAAAUCAAACGAUAAAGAUGUCUCAUUGAAAUAUUGGACUCAAAUAGUAAAUGACCAAAUUUGUGUGUAUCCUUGGUCAAACCUUACCGUUGGCAAAUACGAGUUUUCAUUGGAAGCUAUGGAUAAUUGCGGCAGCACGGUAACAAUUCCGGUAACAGUCGAUCUCACUUGCGUGCAUAAAGGACCGUUCGGUUACAAAUGGACCGUUGUUAAUAAUGACGUCACUUCAAAUACGUCAUAUCCUGAUGUUUACUAUGUAAGUCAAGUGAGAACAAGGAUGGUUAAUUAUUUGAAACAGAUGCUUGGUCCAACAUACGAAGAAAACAAUGUGCAAGUUUUAUCGUAUGAACUAAAAAAGAACGACAACAGAUUUACUUUCGCUGAAUGUGGCAUAGUAUAUAAGCCGUGCAACCAAUCAGCAGUAUCAAAAAUCGUCAAUGCUUUGUUUAUUGAUGAUAAAGUUCCAAAUCCCGAAUUAAAAAAGAUUUUCUCUGACGUCAUGCCAGUCAGCACGAUAGAAGGAACACGUCAAUAUCCAUGCGGUGACACCCCUGGUGGUCCAACAUGCACGGUGAAGAAACUCGUCAUUAACGCGACAAGAUGCUCCGAACUGUCCUACCAGCUUCCAGAUGUUUGCAGAGAUGAAGAAGAUGGCGCUAUGAAAAAUCUAAGGUUAAAAUUACUGACACCAAGUUUAACGCCGUUACCAUUGUCAUCGUGGCUGCAGUUCAAUCAAACGUCUCGCAGAAUCUAUGGUUAUCCGCUUUAUGAUAACACAAACUCUACAGUACGUUAUGAUCUGACGUUAGAAGUUCAGGACAGUGACGGUAAUAAAACUAUAAUUUCUAUUUGCGUGUACUUAAAGGGAAAAACCACUGCAGCGGAUUACCAGCUAACCUUAAUAGGAGAAUUAAACAAAGCAUCGGCAUCGCCAUUUGUUGAUCAUAGGAUUUGUAUAACGAACAGAUUAAGCGUCUUUUUUAAUAAUCUUGGCAUCAACAAUAUCGCGUUUGACCGUGGAAAUGUGAACCAGAGAAGAAUACGACUUAACUGGAGUUUUUGUGAGCAACGUGAUUCUCCAUGCGAUUGCAUGAUGGUGAAGAAAACUCAAGAUUUGUUAAAGGACAUGGAUCGAUUUAAAAACACAAUGCGUGAGUGUGUUAGCGUGUCAAGGGAUGUUACCUAUAAACUGUACGGUGACUGCGCCAAAACAAACAAACCGACUCUGGAAAACGGUAUAUCGGAAGUUACUGUGAAAGUUGGCCAAGUUUAUGAAACUGUUCUGCCAAAUAAUCAGUUUUCCGAUGCGGAAGAUGGAACAAAUCGAAAUUUGACCAUUAUAGUCCGUGACGUAAACAACAACGAAUUGACCGACAUUGAUUGGAUGACGGUGUAUAACAACAAAAUAUGCGGAUUAAUGGAUUACUAUGACUACACCGAAAAGGGAUACACAAAGAACACUAAAAUUGAUUACUUAGUAGUUGCGAUCGAUAUGUGUGGAAAGGAAUCCUAUGACAAGUUCACUGUUAAUUUCGUCAACAAUUUCCCCGAUUUAAGUUACCGGGUUCAUAUUCGACUCAACUAUCCAUACUCGUCCUUUCAAGGUAACUGUUCUAAAAUAGACGAACUACUUCAAACCAUAGCUAAUUACGCUGAAGUCCCAAAAUCGGAUAUCCUUGUUCAACAAUUAUCUGCAUACAACGAUUCCGUAAAUGGCACGGUGAAUGCGACCUACUUUGUAUGGGGUGUUCGUAAAUUUACCGGCGAAGACUGUGACCAUGAGGAGUUUGAAACAUUCCGUGAAAAGUUUAUCAAAGAUGAUCAGGAUAAUGAAGUGUUUAAGGAAGUCAUGCGAAACAACGACAUGGAAGUUGAAGAUAUUUGGGAUUAUUUUGACUCACAAUGCACAACUUGGCCAUGGUGGAUACUAAUACUCAUCCUAGCUUUAUUGCUUUUGCUGCUUUUACUCUGGUGUUUGUGGUGUUGCAUACCAAGAUGCUGUCCAACAUGUUGUGGAAGGUUCUGUCCUGGCUGUUUACCUUGCUGUUCGAAGGGUGGUACCUGUUCAUCAAUGGGAGCGGACAAAGAUGAACAAUUGAUUAGUUCUGAACCAACUCCUCUUCCUGAGCCAGUCCCUGAACCCGAAGUUGAGGGUUCUCCUUCACCUGAACCAACACCUUCAAGCCCAGGUGGGGGGAGUACUAGAUUUACAGGUAAUAAAGAAAUCGAUACCCAUUCAAAUUCUUCCGGAAUUGAAAGCAUGGGUAGCCAUAGUAAUCACAGCGGUGGACAAUUACCUAUAGCACCACUGCCUCCGGUAUACCCACCACCUGCAGUGAUUAAUAAGGGUAGUGGCGGCGGCAGCAGUGGCGGCGGUAGCAGCAGUGGUGGAGGUAAGUCAAAUAGGUACGAUACUGAUGAUCAUGUAGAUGGAGGAGGACGGGACAAUACUGACCACCACUUCCACACUGAAUCGUGGAGCGACAAAAGAAUCCCUGACGUCUAUGAACGGUAUGAACACGGUCGCCAGCGAAGUUUAAAUGACGAUUAUUAUAACCGUCACUCACGCUUAUAUGGCAACUAUCACUAUGACGACGGGAGAAAUGUCACGUAUAUCAAUAGUGGCAGCAACUACGCCAACGAAAAUGUUAGAUAUAAUAAAGGUAGCGAUAAUUACGGAUAUUCUGGUUAUACUUAUGGUGACCGACCGCACUAUGACGAAUACUAUUCGUACGACAGUCGACCACGAAGAGAUAUUUCACGUCAUCAGUAUCACCACGACAACCGCUAUAAAUCAGGAAUUAGACGUGUCCAACACGACGGAUAUAAGGCUGGAAAACGCAUUCGUGUAAAGCAACCGGUUGCAGUGAGAGUUAGAAGAUCGGAAUUAGACGACUAUGUAAAAACUCAAGGACGUGAUGGGAAAAUUGUCCUCAAUUCAAAAGAUAUCGAACGUCUGAUGCAUCGAAAUCCGAAGCUUUCAAUCCGUGGAGUAGGAGGUGAUUAUCAUAAUCGUGAAAGACGUGUAAUACGAUCCGACUCACGUUUAUCCGAUGCCUUAAUCGAUCGGCAAUUGAUACGAACAGAUUAUGAAUCAAAUGGAGGUCGCAGUCGCAGCUAUAGCACGUCCUCAUUGUCGGAUCUCAUUGCCGUUAAUGAAAAUGGCAAAGAUGUUGUUAUAACGCCGAGGAACGUCACAUUCAAAUUAGACGACCGAGUCAGAACGUACAAUGAUGGUGGAUACAGCUCAGGUUCAUCUUACGACAGUGGCCGUUAUGUUGUACGACAUGUCGAUGAUCGGGAUCGUAGUGGAUUGGGUAGAAGGUAUUACAUGAGGGACACUUCGACAACGGGCGACUCCGCGUCCGAGUUCGCUGUCAUUCCUCAUAAUAGACAUUACAAUGCAAGUAGGGAAUAUGCAGUGACAAAUCGUCGCUCAGGAGGAGUGCGAAGAGUAUAUGAACUAAAAAGUACUGGACACACGAGGAAUACUUAUGUAAAUAGAGGUUAUGAUGAUAGUUCUGUGUAGUAUAUUUAAGUAAGUGAAACCAUUUACAGGGUACAAUAACGAAACGUGAAAUAACGCAACAGACUUUACACAACAGAGUUUAAGAUGUGAAAAGCAACAAAAUCUUUAACAGAAGAACAAAAUAGUCUUUUCUCUUAUAAACUCAUUAGUCAAUCAAUUUGUAUUGAAAACAAUACCUGAUUUUGUAAAUGUAUUAGUUCAUUUGUAAUUUAUUAUUUAUAUUUAAUUCUUAUGUAUAUAUUGUUACGUAAUUAUAGCUUUUUUGAGGGAUUUUUAUUUAGGCAACUAUAGUUAAAAAUAAUUAUUGACAUGCA
This is a messenger RNA of Hydractinia symbiolongicarpus, 14823 nucleotides long. RefSeq lists its product as uncharacterized. Gene Ontology annotation, molecular function: laminin binding; calcium ion binding. The coding region runs from base 518 to 14509 and encodes 4663 amino acids. The transcript has 8 exons. Gene Ontology annotation, biological process: muscle attachment; axon guidance; morphogenesis of an epithelium. The record is from RefSeq and is a predicted model, not a curated record. Gene Ontology annotation, cellular component: sarcolemma; dystroglycan complex; dystrophin-associated glycoprotein complex. NCBI's taxonomy places the organism in Eukaryota, Metazoa, Cnidaria, Hydrozoa, Anthoathecata, Hydractiniidae.